This is a messenger RNA of Perca fluviatilis (European perch), 2166 nucleotides long. It is a transcript of the gene ap1s2, whose product is annotated as adaptor related protein complex 1 subunit sigma 2. The coding region runs from base 167 to 640 and encodes 157 amino acids. The transcript is spliced from 5 exons. Gene Ontology annotation, biological process: vesicle-mediated transport; intracellular protein transport. The record is from RefSeq and is a predicted model, not a curated record. Gene Ontology annotation, cellular component: intracellular membrane-bounded organelle; AP-1 adaptor complex; membrane coat. Gene Ontology annotation, molecular function: clathrin-cargo adaptor activity. NCBI's taxonomy places the organism in Eukaryota, Metazoa, Chordata, Actinopteri, Perciformes, Percidae.
CACAGCACCGCUGACCUAAACGUUGUCUCACCACAACCGCUGUCCGCUAGCUAGUUUAGCAUCAGUCUGGAUCGAGAAGCUAACCUAAUAUCUUUCUAGUCUCUUUGGUUAUGUAUUUCGCUUGAAUUUACUGAAGUUACCAGUCGUCCAAGCGACUACAUUGAAGAUGCAGUUCAUGCUGUUAUUCAGCCGGCAGGGAAAGCUGCGGUUACAGAAAUGGUAUGUGCCUCUGUCUGACAAGGAGAGGAAGAAGAUCUCCAGAGACCUGGUCCAGACCAUACUGGCCAGGAAGCCCAAGAUGUGCAGCUUCUUGGAGUGGAGGGACCUCAAGAUUGUGUACAAGAGAUAUGCGAGCCUGUAUUUCUGCUGUGCAGUCGAGGAUCAGGAUAAUGAGCUGAUCACCCUGGAGAUCAUCCAUAGAUACGUGGAGCUGCUUGACAAAUAUUUUGGCAGUGUGUGCGAGUUGGAUAUUAUCUUCAACUUUGAGAAGGCCUACUUUAUUCUGGAUGAGUUCCUGCUGGGCGGAGAGGCCCAGGAGACGUCCAAGAAGAACGUGCUGAAAGCCAUCGAGCAAGCUGACCUGCUGCAGGAGGAGGCUGAGGCACCACGGAGCGUUUUAGAAGAAAUUGGGCUGACAUAAAUCAUCAUGCUGCUGCCUCGCAGUUCCUUCUUCCAGAUACCGAUCUGGCAACCUUCUUGUCUCUAUCCUGUGUCCUCAUGUUCACUGUCAGUGUUGUAUGUAUAUAAUCACCAUCUAUCUAUGUGCUGUAUUACUCUGUACUGUAUUAUCCAGUAAUGUCUUUAAAUGUGGUGCCAACUGUGGUUUUUAAUGUCUCCUAUGUACUAUCUUCUCACUGUAUUCUGCAGUACUAUUGUCAUACUUUACACCCCUAACUUACAGUACAAUGUAGCGACCACAUAAAAACUCCAGCAUCAUAAUAAGAUCUUCUAUCAUCACCGAUUGCAAAGGGGAGGGGGUGUUCUGUUUGGCUUAAAGUACUUUGGGUGCUGUCGUAGCUGCAGUCGGUGCUUCUUAUGAAUUACCAUCACACUCGAGUCACAAAGCUAAUCAUCCGAAUUCAUGAAAAAUAAAUACUGGCUGAUCUGUGAAAAACCCAGAGGGUAGUUUUAAUAAAACUAUUAUUCUAAAUAUUCUGUCCGCUGCACAAAAGAAAGGAUGUUUCACAAGGGCAAAAUAUUAUUGCAUUAUUUUGUUAAAUAUAUAAUACGGCAAUGAACCAUAAAUAUAUAACAAUAUAACUAAUAAUUAUGGUGUACAAAUUGAGCAAGAUUUGUCAUUUCUAACAAUCACUUUUGGAUUAUAAAGAGGCCCAACAUGGGAAAUAGGUUAAACAUCUUUUUUUUUUUUUUAAUCAUGCAGAGGAUGGAAUUCUUUUUUUAGCCAGAUGGUUAAAGGUUUAGAGGUUAGUCUUUGAGGACUCUAGUCUAGAAAUAUCUUCACAACAACAGUAACUGUUGCUAAAUGACCUGUUGACCAAUGAUCUAAGAAAAGAUCAUUGGGCAUUUCUUUUUUUUAAAGAAUCUGAAGGUCAGCUCUCCGACUCAAACGUAAUGGUAAUACAUGAGCGGCACCGACGGGGCUUGUGCUGUUGUGGGAAUCACUGACGCAGUUAUAGUCACACGGGUAAGUUCAAUCCACCAAUUAAGGGAAAUUAAACCAUUACCCAUUAUCAAUAUCCGUGCAUGUUAAGGUCUGUACGAGUAUGUGUUUCAAGAUUCCCCUCCACGAAUCAACCAUUUCAUUUUUCCUUUUCAAUGCUUAACUGAUUACCUUAGUUAAACAUGAGCAGUUGUUGCGUGUAAUUAGUCUGUUUGUUAAAAUUGUCAUCUUGUCUUUUUCUGACAAUGGAUUUAUUGUCCUGAUAAAAACAUGUUUAACAUUCAAUUUCAUAACGGCCUCUGGAGGUAAAUCUAAGGUCAGUCUCUCCCUUAGUCUUAGGUCAGGAAAGGAUAGCGACCCAAAUAAACUAUUUGAUGUAUUAUACUUUGGCUUAAAGACUAACAUAUGACCAAAGAACUGUGUUUUACCUUCUCAAUGGUGUCUAUGGAAAGCUAACCUGGCAGAAAAGGGAUUUAGAACUGCAGGAUGUUUGAUAGAAGAUGUAUGUGGGGGUUAUUUGGCCACAAUAUACCAGUGUUACGUAA